UUGUUUAGAUUUCAUUACUAGGAGAUGGCUAGUGAUCAGUCGACCGACCGUGGUCGUACUACAUCCGGUCGAGGUCGUGUCUCUCGCCGUGACAGACCCAUCAUAGGGAAUAUGGCAUAUUCGCACCCUAGUGCCAUAGCCUCCUCGCCCUCCUCUGUGAAUUCUAUUGAACCAACCAGUCAAUAUCAUCCUACUUUAUCAUCUCCUAGUCACUUCACGGCUGAUAUGUUGACAGGGGUUUCACCUCCACCUAUCCCUCAUAUCCCACAUGAUAUCCCACAUGCACCCAGCACGCAGGGCCCACCAUUGGACACAGAGGGUGCCAGUGGCUCUUCUUCCCAGAAUAUUGGGGUAGUGCCUCCUCAAAAUAGCCUUAUACUGAUACGGCCUGCUUCGGCUGCUCUUUUUGAUCCUUUUGAUGUUACUCGGAAGAUAAACGAGAUCACAAAGACCAAGUAUGAACGAGCCGUGACACAAUGGAGUGAUUUUACUCCCGAGGAAAAAGAAGGUUACUUUAAGGAGUUCAAGAGUAAAUUUACAUGGGACCCUGCUCAUGAUGUUGCAAUAAAGAAAUUGUGGAAUAAGAAGAGUGGAGAAUUAUUUCGGGGCAUGAUGCAUAGGGCACGAGAAAACCCCACCAAAGCUGUCUGGAUCCGCAGUGCAGUCCUUUCUGAACUUCAACGUAUUUGGGAUGGACCAGAGUACAAGAAGAAAAGAGAACAGGGGAAGAAAAAUCGAGCAUCUGAGGAUAGUUGUUCUCACACUGAUGGCUCUAUCCCUCACACGGAGUAUCGUAAGAGAAUGAUAAAUUUUGAGUAA
Messenger RNA from Tripterygium wilfordii, 819 nucleotides. RefSeq lists its product as uncharacterized. The transcript is spliced from 3 exons. Lineage: Eukaryota; Viridiplantae; Streptophyta; Magnoliopsida; Celastrales; Celastraceae. The coding region runs from base 25 to 819 and encodes 264 amino acids. The record is from RefSeq and is a predicted model, not a curated record.